GACAUUUCCCGCUGCACAAGCAGAACAGCAUGGACAGGAGUGGAUAAUCGCCCGUUGACGAAACUGUGUUUUCAUCGGGGUUGAAAGAGGAGAACAGCAGAACAAUGGAGCCACAGACGAAACGCUGGAAAGGCUCGGAGUGUGACUCCGACUCCUGGGUUGCUUAUCCUGUGCUGUCAGAUGAGCGAUCACAAGACGUCGAGCUAAUAGAGGCGUUUGCGGCACCCAUUGUCAACAAGAAAGAGACAUCUCGACUGAUCCGGGAGCUGAGCGGUCUUUACCCGUUGAGCAGCCUGCAGCACAUCAAGAGGGUGCGAGCGGUGAAGGAGAAGGGAAGUCCUCAUCCUCUGGAAGUCCUCGUGUGCCUCGUCAGUGACGCUCCAGACACGAGGGCGGUCACCAUCCGGUCUCUGCUCCCCUCAGACGGACCUCAAUGUGACGGAUUGGGUGAGCCUUUUGUGGUGAAGGUCCCUGCGCGUCCCCCUUUGACCCGACCCCAAUUUGAGCUGGCGAGCAAACACUGGCCCACCUCCUUUCAUGAAGACAAACAGGUGACCGUCGCCCUGAGAGGCGAGCUUUUCGGUCCAUCUCAGAAAUCACACAUGCGGGAGUACAUGCUGUCUGCUCUGACUGCAGCGAAGGCAGGGCACGAGUUGGGCAUGGAGGCAGUGGGUGCGGUUGUGGUCGACCCAGUGGAGGAGAGAAUCAUUGCGGUGGGUCAUGACUGCAGAGGUCACCAUCCUCUUCACCAUGCUGUCAUGGUCUGCAUCGACCUGGUGGCUCAGAGUCAAGGUGGAGGAUGUUACCCUUUUGACAGAUACCCUGCAUGUACAUUUAAUCCAGCACCAAACUCAGACCCUAUCCCUACAGAUCCUGACACAGAGGCGAGCUCUCAGCCCUACAUAUGCACUGGGUAUGACUUUUAUGUGACCAGAGAACCUUGUGUUAUGUGUGCCAUGGCGCUCGUGCACUCCAGAGUCGGCCGUGUCUUCUAUGGCACUGCCUCUGCUGACGGGGCGUUGGGGACCAAAUAUAAAAUCCACACCCAGAAAGACCUUAACCAUCGAUUUGAGGUUUACAAAGGAGUCCUGAGUAAACAGUGUGAGGAUCUGAAGAGUUUGGACGACCGUGUCAUGAAAGAAAGUUUGCAGGAAAGUAGAUAAUAAAGGCAUCUGUUUCAUCGGCAGGCCCGUAACCAUGUUGUAGUUAUCAUGUGUGAGGAAGGAAUAAAGCAUUGUUUUUUUUUUUUUUUUUUAAAUGAAGUUUUAAACAUGCAUGUGGUUAUUGUAAUUAGUGGAUGUGUACACCUGUAGGGAGAGCGUGGAUCAUGUUUUAAGGAAGAGCUGCUGAGUGUUUUUGUUGUAGUUCAUAGAAAUAGAAUAGAUUAGAAAGCCUUUAUUGUUUUACAACAAAGUUAGAAAUGCUUCACCUUGAAGUGCACAAGGUCGGUCUUGUGAUAACAGAUGCAAAAAAUAACUGAAGCUAAAUUGUAAUCCAUUUUCACGUUGCUUUCAGCUGCAGAUCUGAACCUGGUCAGCGUUGACUACUUCUGUAAAAUGUGAACCUGGCUCCCCCUGCAGAUAAGUAAAGUAUUAUUAGCAAUAGAUUACUGUAUAACUGCAGGUGUAGAUGCCUCCAACACCGACACAGACAGAGAUAGCGCCAGCCAUCUGAACACGUUUCCCACCUUCAGACAACUGAUGCAACAGCUGGGCUUACUCGAAAAAGCAGCUGCAGAGACGAUUUAUUUUUAAUAUCUAAGGUUUUCACUCAUACAGCGGUUAGCACUUUCCACCCACAAUAACCGGACAUAACUAACAGUUCAUAACAAACACACUCUAAAAAUGGUUUAGUUUGUUGAUGAUUAUUAGCACGUGAAUGUUUAACAACAUUUUAACUCAUUCAGAUUCUGUACAGGAAGCUUUUGUCCUUGUUUACAUCAAACCGUAUGCCUCCAACACAGAUUCAAACUAAUUUAAGUCACAGUGUGUGCCCUUGUUUUUUUUUGGGGUUUUUUAAGGAUUUUUAUCUGUAGUCCUAAUAUGAUAAUAUCCAGGGAGUUGGAAAGCUUUCCAGGUCUUAUCUUCAAACUACGCUGUAUACUAAAAGUUGUAAAUGAUGUAUUAUGUUGAUAAAGGUAAUGCUUAUUGA
Messenger RNA from Labrus bergylta (ballan wrasse), 2151 nucleotides. It is a transcript of the gene adat3, whose product is annotated as adenosine deaminase tRNA specific 3. Gene Ontology annotation, molecular function: tRNA-specific adenosine-34 deaminase activity. Gene Ontology annotation, cellular component: cytoplasm; nucleus. The record is from RefSeq and is a predicted model, not a curated record. NCBI's taxonomy places the organism in Eukaryota, Metazoa, Chordata, Actinopteri, Labriformes, Labridae.